GCUAACCAAUAAGAGUAGAGUGUGGAAAUCAUGUGCUUCGAUCGUUAGCCCUAAUUGGUUUGUGGAAAGUCCAAUGAAAGCGCGAAUUUUAAAUUCAAAAGGAAAAUUGAGAGAGGAGGAAGCGUCGGUCUGGUUAAUAAAGCAGACGAAGAGACGGGGCGAGAGAGAGAGAGGAGUUUGUCAGGACGGGACGUGGGUGGCGGAGGAGCGGAGCGGAAAUGGUGACGAUCGGGAAUAAAUAAAUUGGGCAGUUUGGAAGCGUCGGAGUCGGGGAAUUCGGACGGACCCCGCGAGGAAGUAUAGAAGAGGGUGGGACGAGGGACUAUCGAUCGCGGGUGAGCCUCAGUCUGGACGGGGGUGAGGUAGCGACAGCCGUACCUGUGUGACGUCAUCGAGGAGGCAGACGUUGCCAUUCCAUGCCGGGACCCGUCUAGACGGGGGUUCGCUUGGUUCGUCGCCAGGCUGGCCAAUCGCGGAUGUCGAAGCGGCAAGAGUCGCGGGACUCACCGCCACCUGUUCCCCGGCGGCGGUGGCAGGACGGGUGCCAUUGCCACCGUCGUCAAGAGGACCUAUCGUCACCGCGUGGCGGCCUCUCGUCCCAGCCGACUCUCGGCCCGACGACAGAUGUACGACAAGUUCCAAACAUGGGCCCUGGAGACGUACGGAGACAGCGCCAAGACCAAAACCGUCACCAGGAGGAAGUAUCUGAGGAUUCUCAAGAUCCUCAGGGGAGAGGAGCAGACCACCAGCGAAAACUCCAAGUUCCGAUUUUGGGUCAGGGCCAAGGGAUUCACCCUGGGUCCACCGGGAACCGGAACUUCGCUCGUCAAGAAGGGAGAAUAUCCCUUGUACGUUCCAUGUAGCAGGGUGCCGACGAAUUCCGGAGAAGAGGAGACCAUCUACAAGAAGGUAGCGGUGGUGGAGAAUUUUUUCGACAUCAUCUACGACGUUCACGUAGAGUCGGACGGAAAAUCGGGAAAACAUGCGGGACAAAAAAGAACAUACAGAGCAAUUGCAGAAACGUACGCGUUUCUACCCAGGGAAGCGGUGACCCACUUUCUGAUGUCCUGUGCCAAUUGCCAAAAGCGAAUGCACCUCGCGUCAGACUCGUCUCCGCCUCAUCCUGGAGCAGGAAACGGGAAGAUAGGUAGUCGCCAUGGCAACGAGGUUAGCUGCAAUCAGCGCUCAAAGGGAACAUCCAGCACUCCGGGCGAUUCCGAAGAGAUCGACUAUUCUCUGCCCAUCACCACUACGUACCUGAAACACAUGAAGAGUUUAACGUAUGACGUCAACGGCACAAUGCGUGUCGACGGAGAGGAAUGUUCCUCGACGGUCGACAGCGAAGUGAGCGAGAAUUGUCAAUACGAAGAAUCCACCCAGUUUGACACCUAUCGCUACGACGACGAAGAACAAGAAGAGUUGGGUUAUUCUUCCAGUCAAGAACUGAACGAUUCGAAUGUGCCAUUGGACAUGACCAAUCAAAACUCGUUAAACGAACCCAUAAAUAUGAGCAAACAGAGCAACCAAGACGAUAAAAGACUUAAGGGAACGGCGGACCCUUCAGAAGAGCUGUCGAUUGCCACUAAAGAAGACGAAGAAGAAAGUGAUGAGGAGGAAAGCGAUAAAGUAGAAGCUCAUAAUAAGUACGAUCCCGAACGUCUCAAGGCCUUCAAUUUAUUCGUUCGGCUCUUCGUGGACGAAAAUUUGGAUAGAGUCGUUCCGAUAUCCAGACAACCUAAGGAUAAAGUGCAAGCCAUCAUCGAUUCCUGUCGCCGGCAAUUCCCGGAAUUUGCAGAAAGAGCUCGUAAGAGGAUCCGAACUUAUUUAAAAUCGUGUAGAAGGACCAAAAGAUGUCGGAAUCAAAACGGUCUGGACGGGAUUCGUCCUACUCCUCCUCACUUAACUUCGGCUUUAGCCGAACAGAUUUUGGCAAGUGCUUGUAAAAAUGAAAGUUUGAACGCCAAAAGGAUGAAACUCGGGCUGAAACCUUUAGCAGUAGAAGUGAAAGGUGCGAAGGACCUGGAACACAAGUUAUAUAACAAUAACAACAACAACAACAACUGUCGGCAAAUGGCGGUAUUAUCAUCGGAGAACAAUUACUCUCUGAACACCUGCCCUUGUUCCAAUGGUCCGACCGAUCUAAGUGUGAAGAAGCAGACGGUCAAUUGCAGCAAUUACACUCUUCAUCCAAACGAAGUAUUCGCAGUGAAGCAACUGAUCGCAGGUUACCGAGAAUCUGCAGCUUUUCUAUUCAGAUCGGCGGACGAAUUAGAACAUUUGUUACAACAGCAGAACUAAAUCUUCAUCCAAAAAAUUACAAACAACACGAUUAGGUCUAUUAACUAGAUUUAAGGGGACCAACUCCAUCGACUUAAAAGGAAAUUCAAAAAUUUUUAUUCUCUUAUUGACUUUCGGAUUUGGUCUAAAAUACCUAAAAUUUUGAAUAAACUCCUAUCGGUUAUAAUAAAAUUACUUUCUUAAUGAUUUUAAGUGAAAAAAUAAAUAAUUUUUAAUUAAUUUAUCUAUAUUACUAUUAUUAUUUUCGAGCGUUUAAUUAAAAUGACAGUUUUAAAUUCUUUCCGCAUAACGAAAUCUGUCUUCGGUAUUGUUUGUAAUCGUUCACACCAAGGGCCAAUUGGGGCGCGUUUGGAAAUAUCCGAGCGAUUAUAUUUUUUAAUGCUAUUUUUGGGCUAGAAUUAAUUUAAAACAUAAUCUGGCCUCGACCUAACGCAGUGUCGCCAUCUCUUAAAUACUUUAAUAAGUAGGAUGAUCUUAAUUACAAUUUAUUAAUUUUUUUAAACCAUCAAUGCAUUUAAAAUUCUUUUAACAAGAAAAAACUAAUCGAAGUAUACAGGAGAUCAUUUUAGAGAAAGCUAUUAUUAUAAAAAUGACGAUAAUUUAGACAUUUCUUCCAUUUCUAACAUUACACUUUGAUGGAAACCAAAUGGUUUUUUCGUUUGAUCAUUAAGUAGGACGUUCUCACUUUAAACGGAUAAAUAGAAAUGCGAAAUCAAUGUUGUAGAAAUUUCGAUUUUCAUUUAUUAUUAUUAUAGAAUUGCACAAAAUCUAUAAAAUUCCAGCAAUCCGUAUUUAAAAAAACACAUCUGUAUUGUAACAUAUGUCACUCGCAUAAAGUACAGAGUACGUCCCCUUUACAGAGGUUUUUAGUAGCUUACAUCACUAAUGUUAGGUGGAAGAUGCAACCAAAAACUGGCAAAAAAAAUCACCCCUCGAGAUGUGCAGGAAAAUUAUCACUCGACGCCCAACAGGCAGAUUUCAUUAUGUGCAUUCGUGACUUGUUUUAAUUUCUCUCCGGAGCCCGUCUCGCCGGCACGAAAUGAGAACUUUGGCCCGGUGCGAACUGUCUCCGCGCUUUUCUACCGUUAGAAGGAACGCGAUGGAAGUUCGGAGCGGGCCGUGCUAAUACAUUUGGCAGUUUGUGUCGGUUGGAGGGUGUUUAUUCUCUGUAUGUGUAAGCUUGGAGGUAUCCUGCAUUAUUUUAAAGAUAUAAAGGUAAAUUAAAGGAAUAGAAAAAGUGUGUAUCAUCAAAUUCAAAAAUAUCUUUCUAAAAUUUAAAAUUAAAAUAUUUCAUUUCUGUUUAUAUUGAUGUGUAACCUACAAUAAUGCGAUAAAAACAGGAGUUUUUAUUUCCAGAUAUUAGCUUGUAUGGAUGUAUUGUACAUGAAUGUUACAUUGUAUUCAAUUUCCUUUCUCUUAUAUAACCAAUAUAAAUACAUUUUUAAUUGUACUUCUAUGUUUAAAUGCGUACGCGAGUCUCUUCGCUAUAUUUGUUAGUGGCAGCGUGCAUCUAUUUAUCCACGCAGACUUGUUUAUAGAACGGAGUUUACGGCCGAUUCUUUAUUAUUAUAAUUAUUCCGACAAAGAAUAUCGCAUUUAAAAUAUUUUUUUAUAAAUAAAUUAAUUAAAUUAAAUUAGUAACAAUUUAUUUUUCUUCGA
Molecule: messenger RNA, 3957 nt
Organism: Centruroides sculpturatus (bark scorpion)
Lineage: Eukaryota; Metazoa; Arthropoda; Arachnida; Scorpiones; Buthidae
Product: nucleolar protein 4-like
Exons: 10
Coding region: 625-2298 (557 amino acids)
Source: RefSeq, a predicted model, not a curated record